Molecule: messenger RNA, 3426 nt
Organism: Abrus precatorius (Indian licorice)
Lineage: Eukaryota; Viridiplantae; Streptophyta; Magnoliopsida; Fabales; Fabaceae
Product: cellulose synthase-like protein D3
Exons: 3
Coding region: 1-3426 (1141 amino acids)
Biological process (GO): plant-type primary cell wall biogenesis; cellulose biosynthetic process
Cellular component (GO): trans-Golgi network; plasma membrane
Molecular function (GO): mannan synthase activity; cellulose synthase (UDP-forming) activity
Source: RefSeq, a predicted model, not a curated record
AUGACAUCGAAACCAUUCAAACCAAGCCGGUUAUCUCAGUCAGCAAGUUCUGAUGCACCUGAAGGCCAGAAGCCUCCUUUGCCUCCAACUGUAACAUUUGGAAGAAGAACUUCCUCAGGUCGCUACAUCAGUUACUCCAGAGAUGAUCUUGAUAGUGAGUUAGGGAGUAAUGACUUCAUGAAUUAUACAGUGCAUUUGCCACCAACCCCUGAUAACCAACCUAUGGAUCCAUCGAUCUCACAAAAAGUUGAGGAGCAAUAUGUGUCAAGUUCACUUUUCACAGGAGGAUUCAACAGUGUUACUCGAGCCCAUCUAAUGGAUAAGGUGAUAGAAUCUGAAGCAAACCAUCCACAGAUGGCCGGUGCAAAAGGGUCUUCAUGUGCAAUUCCUGGUUGUGAUUGCAAGGUGAUGAGUGAUGAACGGGGUGUGGAUAUUCUUCCUUGUGAAUGUGAUUUUAAGAUAUGUAGAGACUGCUAUAUAGAUGCUGUGAAAACAGGAGAUGGAAUGUGCCCGGGAUGCAAAGAGCCAUAUAAGAACACUGAACUUGAUGAAGUUGCUGUGGAUAAUGGAAGGCCACUUCCACUUCCACUUCCUCCACCAAACGGGGUGUCUAAAAUGGAGAGGAGAUUGUCCUUGAUGAAGUCAACAAAGUCAGCACUGAUGAGAAGCCAGACUGGAGAUUUUGAUCACAAUCGGUGGCUUUUUGAAACAAAGGGUACCUAUGGCUAUGGCAAUGCCAUAUGGCCAAAGGAAGGGAACUUUGGAAAUGGAAAAGAGGGUGAUGUUGUUGAGCCAAGUGAGUUGAUGAACAGACCUUGGAGGCCACUCACACGGAAACUAAAGAUACCUGCUGCUGUUCUCAGCCCAUAUCGUCUUAUCAUUUGCAUUCGUAUGGUUGUCCUGGUACUCUUCUUGGCAUGGCGGGUGAAGCACAAAAAUGCUGAUGCAAUCUGGCUAUGGGGCAUGUCUGUGGUUUGUGAGAUAUGGUUUGCUUUUUCUUGGCUUUUGGAUCAACUACCCAAGUUAUGCCCAGUAAAUCGUUCCACAGAUCUCAAUGUUCUGAAGGAAAAAUUUGAAACACCAAGUCCUAACAAUCCUACUGGAAAGUCUGAUCUACCAGCCAUAGAUGUCUUUGUCUCUACUGCUGAUCCUGAGAAAGAACCUCCUCUUGUCACUGCAAACACUAUCUUGUCUAUCUUGGCUGCAGAUUACCCAGUUGAGAAACUUUCUUGCUAUGUCUCUGAUGAUGGAGGUGCACUUCUAACAUUUGAGGCAAUGGCUGAAGCUGCCAGCUUUGCCAAUGUAUGGGUUCCAUUCUGCAGAAAACAUGCUAUAGAGCCUAGGAACCCUGAAUCAUAUUUCAACUUAAAGAGAGAUCCCUACAAAAACAAAGUGAAGCCAGAUUUUGUCAAGGACCGUAGAAGGGUGAAGCGUGAGUAUGAUGAGUUCAAGGUUAGGAUCAAUGGUCUACCUGACUCUAUCCGUCGCCGAUCCGAUGCCUUUCACGCUAGAGAGGAAAUCAAGGCCAUGAAACUUGAGAGACAAAAUAGAGAAGAUGAACCUGUAGAACCUGUAAAGAUUUCAAAAGCAACAUGGAUGGCUGAUGGAACUCAUUGGCCAGGGACUUGGUUGAAUCCUUCAUCUGAGCAUUCUAAAGGUGACCACGCUGGUCUAAUUCAGAUGAUGUUGAAACCUCCCAGUGAUGAACCUCUUAUUGGAAAUGCUGAUGAUACAAAGCUCAUUGACCUGACUGAUGUCGAUAUCCGUCUUCCACUUCUUGUUUAUGUUUCUAGAGAGAAACGUCCAGGCUAUGAUCACAACAAGAAAGCCGGGGCCAUGAAUGCCUUGGUUAGAGCCUCAGCCAUCAUGUCCAAUGGCCCUUUUAUACUAAAUCUUGAUUGUGAUCACUACAUCUACAACUCCAAGGCAAUGAGGGAAGGUAUGUGCUUUAUGAUGGAUCGUGGUGGUGACCGCAUUUGCUAUGUCCAGUUCCCUCAGAGGUUUGAGGGGAUUGAUCCCUCUGAUAGAUAUGCUAAUCAUAACACAGUCUUCUUUGAUGUAAACAUGAGAGCCCUUGAUGGACUUCAAGGGCCAGUGUAUGUAGGAACUGGUUGUCUUUUCAGAAGGGUUGCUCUUUAUGGUUUUGAUCCUCCACGCUCUAAAGAACACCACUCAGGUUGUUGCUUUGGUAGUGGCAAGAAGAGUGCUAAUACUAACUUCUCUGAAGAGAACCGGGCACUAAGGAUGAGUGACUCUGAUGAAGAAGAAAUGAACCUAUCAAUGUUCCCUAAAAAAUUUGGAAACUCAACUUUCCUCAUAGACUCGAUCCCUGUGGCAGAGUUCCAAGGCAGGCCUCUUGCUGAUCACCCUGCAGUGAAAAAUGGACGCCCUCCCGGGGCUCUCACGAUACAGCGCGAGCUUCUUGAUGCAUCAACUGUGGCUGAGGCCAUCAGUGUGAUCUCCUGUUGGUACGAAGACAAGACUGAGUGGGGACAGCGUGUUGGAUGGAUCUAUGGAUCAGUUACUGAGGAUGUGGUCACUGGCUAUAGGAUGCACAAUAGAGGAUGGAAAUCAGUGUACUGUGUUACAAAGCGUGAUGCAUUUCGUGGAACUGCUCCCAUCAAUCUCACUGAUCGGCUUCAUCAAGUCCUUAGAUGGGCUACUGGCUCAGUUGAAAUAUUUUUUUCAAGAAACAAUGCAUUUCUAGCUAGCCCAAGAAUGAAAUUUCUUCAGAGAAUUGCAUAUCUUAAUGUUGGAAUUUAUCCAUUCACUUCCAUAUUCCUUAUUGUCUACUGCUUCCUUCCAGCACUUUCCCUCUUCUCUGGCCAAUUCAUUGUCCAAACUCUCAAUGUUACUUUUCUUGCUUAUCUCUUGACCAUCACUGUUACCUUGUGCAUGCUUGCUGUGCUUGAGAUCAAGUGGUCUGGCAUUGAGCUGGAAGAAUGGUGGAGAAAUGAGCAGUUUUGGUUGAUUGGAGGGACUAGUGCCCACUUAGCUGCUGUGCUUCAGGGUUUGCUCAAAGUCAUUGCAGGCAUUGAAAUCUCCUUCACAUUGACAUCAAAAUCUGUUGGAGAUGAUGUGGAUGAUGAGUUUGCUGAUCUCUAUAUUGUCAAGUGGACAUCACUUAUGAUACCACCAAUCACAAUUAUGAUGGUUAACUUAAUAGCAAUAGCAGUUGGUGUUAGCAGGACCAUAUAUAGUGUCAUACCACAGUGGAGUCGUUUAAUAGGUGGUGUUUUUUUCAGUUUUUGGGUAUUGACACAUCUCUACCCUUUUGCAAAGGGUUUAAUGGGAAGAAGAGGGAGAACACCUACCAUUGUUUUUGUAUGGUCAGGCCUCAUAGCAAUCACAAUAUCACUCCUUUGGGUGGCUAUCAAUCCCCCUGCUGGUACCAACCAAAUUGGUGGUUCAUUUCAGUUCCCAUGA